UUAUUUAUUUAUUUUAUUCUGAUCUGGUAAUUGCUGCCAGAGCAAAAGAGAGGUGCUGCUAGCUGGAAGGACCAGUACUCUCCACACAUGAUGCUCGGCGUUUCAGGCGGCGCCGCCGCUGCGGAGGCGGUGGAAGCACACGAGAGCGGCGGCGCUAGCGGUGGCAGCGGCUCCAGCUCGGUUCCAGGCGGUGCUAUUGAAGAGAGUGAGAGAAGUGGCGGCGGAGGCGGCGGAAACCGGUGGCCGAGGCAGGAAACAUUGGCUUUGCUGAAAAUUCGAUCUGAUAUGGAUGUUGCUUUUAGAGAUGCGAGUCUUAAAGGUCCAUUAUGGGAUGAAGUUUCCAGGAAAAUGGCGGAGCUCGGAUUCCAACGACACCCGAAGAAAUGCAAAGAGAAGUUCGAAAACGUGUACAAGUACCAUAAACGAACAAAAGACGGCCGAUCGACGAAACCCGACGGCAAAAGCUACCGUUUCUUCGACCAAUUAGAAGCUCUCGAAAACACCCCUCCCAAUUCGAUAUCAUUCACCCCUCCACCUCCACCGCCACGUCCUCAGCCUCCCGCCGCCAUGGCAGUGGCGGCUCCGGCGAACGGAACUCCGAAUAUCGUACCAAUGCCGUCGAUUAGUCCAACCCCUUUGAGUAUAGUCCACCCUAAUAACACACAAAAAACCCCAAUAAAUAAUCCUUCUUCAUUUCAGCCAAUGCUAUCUCAAUUACCACCACCGCUACAACAUCCUCAAAGCAACUUUCAACCCUCGUCGCAUCCUUACAACAACUUACCCACCGGCCAGCUGUUGAAUUCGACGUCUUCUUCUUCAUCCACUUCGUCCGACGAGGAUAUAAUACAAAGGCGGAGGGGUAAAAAGAGGAAAUGGAAGGAUUACUUCGAGAGGCUAAUGAAAGAUGUCGUCCACAAGCAAGAGGAACUGCAGAAGAAAUUCUUGGAGGCGUUGGAAAAGCGCGAGAGGGACCGAAUGGCGAGGGACGAGGCUUGGAGGGUUCAAGAAACUGCCAGGAUCAACCGCGAGCACGAACUCCUCCUCCACGAGCGGUCCAUCUCCGCCGCCAAGGACGCGGCGGUGAUCGCCUUCCUCCAGAAGGCAACUCACUCAGACGACCGAGCCCCUCCGGAAAAUAACCCGCCGCCACCGCAACAACCUCCUCCGCGGCGGCAGCAACCUCCGGCUAUGCCGCCGCCGCCGCCAGCGGCGGUGGCGGCGCCGGCGCCGGCGGCGCCGGUACAACAAGCAGGCCCGCUCGUCGUAGUGCCGACGGAGCAAGCGGGCCCGCUUGAAGUGGCGGUUAUACCGAGUGGUGGAGGGAGCGCGUCGAGAUGGCCGAAAGCAGAAGUGGAAGCUCUGAUCAAUCUGCGAACGAGGUUGGACUUAAAGUACAUGGAAAACGGGCCGAAGGGCCCGCUUUGGGAGGAGAUAUCGGCGGAGAUGGGGAAGAUAGGGUACAAGAGGAGCUCGAAGAGAUGCAAGGAGAAGUGGGAGAAUAUAAAUAAGUAUUUCAAGAAAGUGAAGGAGAGCAACAAGAGGAGGCCCGAAGAUUCGAAGACGUGCCCAUACUUUCACCAGCUCGAGGCUAUAUAUAAAGAGAGGGCCAAUCAUAGUAGUAAUAAUCAUGGCCCGUCGACUUUCGAACACGAAAGCCCGAUGCUGCCUAUAAUGGCCCGGCCCGAACAGCAAUGGCCUCUCUCUCAACAGCAACUGGAAAAGCAUGAUUCUGUAUUGAUAAUGCAUGGGCAUGAUCAAGACGGAAGUGAAAACAACGAACACGAGGAAGAAGAUGACGAGGAGGAGGAGGAGGAAGAAGACGAAGGUGGUGGUGCCGGCGGCGGUUAUGAGAUAAUGGUGAACAAGCAGCAGCCAUCUUCGGUGGCAAACACGGCGGAGUAGUGGAGAGAGAGAGAGAGAGAGAGAGAGAGAGAGAGAGAGGUUUUAAAAAUGGGGGCAAGUGGGGGCUGAGAAAACGGGGGUGGAAUUUGAAGAUGCUGUCAGAGGUGGGGCGGAGGAGAUAAGUGGGUCAGUAAAACGGGCUGGCAGUUGGCAGUCAGAUGUGGUGGUGGUAAAAAAUAUUUGAAACACAGUUAAAAAAAUAUAACGGUGGUUCUGUAAGAUUAUUACAAUUGUGCUAGUUUUUUUUUUUUAAGUUUUUUUUUAUAAUUUAUUUAUUAUUUUGGGAAUAAAUAAAUAAAUUGAGGGGGGUGGAAAUGGAAUAGAGGGCUUUUCAGUAAGAGGAGCUAAUAAGGGGUAGUAUUGUACUUUUUUUUUUCUUUUUUACCUUUCUUUGUGGAGUGUAAAUUUCCUGUGAAUUUAUUUUUUUAAUUAAUUUUUUAUUUUGUUGGGGGUGCAUGUGUAAAGAUUAUAGCCUGAUGUUUGUCAUUUA
Molecule: messenger RNA, 2392 nt
Organism: Erythranthe guttata (spotted monkey flower)
Lineage: Eukaryota; Viridiplantae; Streptophyta; Magnoliopsida; Lamiales; Phrymaceae
Source: RefSeq, a predicted model, not a curated record